AUGCGCUCCCUGGUCCUCCUCUGUGCCGUGGUGACGGCUCACGUCACCUGGGCGAGCCGUCAUCCAGCUCCUCUCUCCUCAGAGAUGAUCAAUUACAUCAACAAGGCCAACACCACCUGGACGGCCGGACACAACUUCCAAAAUGUUGACAUCAGCUAUGUGAGAUCGCUGUGUGGGACCAUGAUGAAAGGGCGCCGGCUGCCCGAGGUGAUCCAUAACGUUGAAGGCAUAAAGCUCCCUGACAGCUUUGAUGCGCGUCAGCAGUGGCCGAACUGUCCCACAAUCCAACAGAUCAGAGACCAGGGCUCCUGCGGAUCCUGCUGGGCCUUUGGGGCAGUUGAGGCAAUAUCGGACAGAAUAUGCAUCCAGACUGAGGGUCACACCUCUGUGGAGAUCUCUGCUGAGGAUGUGCUCACCUGCUGUGAAGACUGUGGCAUGGGCUGUUUUGGUGGCUACCCUGCAGAGGCUUGGAAUUACUGGGUGAACACUGGACUUGUGACAGGAGGCUUGUAUGGCUCUAAAGUGGGCUGCCGGCCCUACACCAUCGCUCCCUGUGAGCAUCAUGUGAACGGAACCCGUCCUCCCUGCCACAGCCAGGAGACUCCCAGAUGUGUUCAGCAGUGCAUUGAUGGAUACGAACUCUCUUAUCCAAAGGACAAACACUUCGGCAGGCGUUCGUACAGUGUCUCAUCCGACCAGCAGCAGAUCAUGACAGAGCUGUACAAGUACGGCCCUGUGGAGGCAGCUUUCACUGUUUAUGCUGAUUUUCUGCAGUAUAAGAGCGGUGUGUACCAGCAUCUGACAGGGGAGAUGCUGGGUGGUCAUGCCAUUAAGGUCCUGGGCUGGGGGACCGAGGGCGGGACGCCAUACUGGCUGGUUGCCAACUCCUGGAACACUGACUGGGGUGACAAAGGUUUCUUCAAGAUCAAACGUGGAAGUGAUGAAUGUGGGAUUGAGUCUGAGGUGGUGGCAGGAACCCCACACAACUGA
Molecule: messenger RNA, 990 nt
Organism: Salarias fasciatus (jewelled blenny)
Lineage: Eukaryota; Metazoa; Chordata; Actinopteri; Blenniiformes; Blenniidae
Gene: ctsbb
Product: cathepsin Bb
Exons: 9
Coding region: 1-990 (329 amino acids)
Biological process (GO): proteolysis; regulation of catalytic activity
Molecular function (GO): cysteine-type endopeptidase activity
Source: RefSeq, a predicted model, not a curated record